Folsomia candida is the source of this 4469-nucleotide messenger RNA. RefSeq names its product probable serine/threonine-protein kinase HSL1 (gene wnd). Bases 762 to 4208 code for a protein of 1148 amino acids. Gene Ontology annotation, biological process: protein phosphorylation. The record is from RefSeq and is a predicted model, not a curated record. Gene Ontology annotation, molecular function: JUN kinase kinase kinase activity; ATP binding. Lineage: Eukaryota; Metazoa; Arthropoda; Collembola; Entomobryomorpha; Isotomidae. The transcript has 14 exons.
UUCACCUACACAAUUAGGUACGCAUUAGAGACCCAGUCCCACUGAACCACAGAAUUUCUAAAAGAGAACGAUAUUUUUAUUCCUAAUAACAAAUACUAUUGCUGGAUUUAAAAGUAUUAAAACUUUAGCUCCGUAACGACGGCAAUGUUAAUUGCACAUAAAAGUUAACAGUUACACGAAAAGUGAGACGGUAUGUAUGGUGCCCCAAUAAGAGAGAUUGUGGAUUGAGGUGCUACAGUGACCUCACCACUUCAUUGACGUCAUGGAUUGCAAUUGUUUACGAUAACCAAGUUGACUAGCUGAGCACGGCAUAGUUUAAGUUUAUUAUUUCCUUGUGCCAAUCAAAUAACUCAGGUGAAUUUACUUAAAUGUACAAACGGUACUGAAAUGCAAUGCAAUGCAUUUGGUAUGCACAUACAUAUUUGCUAGUUAUGAGAGAAUAUAAUAUCGACUUCGUACUGGAUGCGUAAAAGUGAAUGUGUUUGAUGGAGCAAUAUGAAAAGAUGGGAUUUUCCCGUUAAAGUGAGCACAUUUUACUUAAUACUCAAUUAGCUGCACGGAAUGAAGUGUUUAUUGAUUGAAAAACGUUGUCAUCAAUAAAAUAAAAAGGUGACUAUUAUACAAAAAAUUGAGAUAUCUAAUUGAUGAGGAUCCGGGUCAAUAUCCGUCCAACCUUUAGCAUUCAGAUUGGACGGUACAGUGUCAAGUUAGAGUAAUAAAGGGCAGUGGACCUUUGUCGUCAUCGUCAGUGAUCCUCCAGGAUGAAGCCUCCAGCCGUGUCUCUUCUCGGGGAGAGAAGGAUUUCAUCAGCACUUUCCCUCUCUUAUGUUGACAUCAGCAACGCUGCAUUCGAGCUGGAAAAGUGUCGCAUCUCAAAUCUCAACCAAAGUGAUAGACAUUCGACCAUCAGCAUAAAAAAUGCUAUCAAGAAGACGAAGACGUUGCCUCUGACAAACUCUAAUAAAAUUUCAAAAAGUUCAAAAUUUUCGAAAAGUUGCAAAAGUGUGAUUGACUGUUGUGAAAGCGAUGGCAUCAUUCUCAACGUCAAGCUUCGAAAAAAGUUGAGCCAAAGCCUGAAAAAUAUUAACAUUUCCAGUCAAAAUUCUUCCGAGAACAAGAUCAACAACCGAUUCAGCCAGAGUUUAAAAGAGUCUCAACAGAUCUCGGACUACAACGAAAUGAAUAUUACUGAGAAUUAUGUGGCUCAAAUUUUAUCUGACCCUGGAGCUGGGAACUUCCGGUCAAUGGACGAAUUAAGGAUUUUGCAGAGCAAUUACCACUCUGACAGUGUUAUGCUCGUCCACGACAAGCUCUCCCUCACCCUCUCCGUCCCUGAUGUCACAACCCACGCUAAUAAUCAAGCCAGUCCUGACAAACUGGGACAUAACGCCCUCCGUCCCUCCGAGUGGACGAGUUGUUCUGUCCCAGUCCAUCAACAAGCUGACAUCCUCUCAAAUCUGAACAUGGACAAGACCAGGGGGUUAACAAUCAACUCGACAUACGAUCCCCUCCCUCGAUGUCAGUACCAACACCCAGGUCACGGCGGCAAGAAUAACACGACUGUGCUCCUAAUAGAACCAGGGGAAACUAAAGUUGCUACCUCAAGCAAUUCUGACAAUACCAAUACACUUGCCGUGAUUGGGCCUGAUGGGUCUGCCAUGUCCGGCAGUAGUGGGGGUGCCAGUGGGAGCAGUGGUCAAGGGCACAGUUGGUUCAACGGACUCUUGGGCUGCUUGAGACCUGUGUGGACAAUCUUGGGAAAAGCGAAUCAUGACUUGAAACAUCUCAAUCAAGCGGACGAUUGGGAAAUUCCAUUCGAACACAUAAGUGACCUCGAGUGGCUGGGGUCUGGAGCCCAAGGUGCUGUCUUCAAAGGGAAGUUGCGAAGCGAGUGGGUUGCUGUCAAGAAAGUUCGUGAUGUCAAAGAGACUGAGAUAAAGCACUUACGAAAGCUCAAUCACCAAAAUAUAAUUCAGUUCAAAGGAAUAUGUACUCAAACUCCAAUCUAUUGUAUAAUAAUGGAGUAUUGUCCGUUUGGAACGCUGUAUAGCAUAAUUAAUCGUGGAGAAGAAAUUCCCCCCAAAAGACUCGUGGAUUGGUCAAAACACAUCGCUUCGGGGAUGAAUUAUUUACAUCAUCACAAAAUUGUUCAUCGUGAUCUCAAGAGUCCCAAUAUACUUAUUGGAACAAAUGAAAUAGCCAAGAUUAGUGAUUUUGGAACGUGUCGCCACUACAAUGAGCAAAGCACAAAGAUGAGUUUCGCCGGAACUGUGGCGUGGAUGGCUCCAGAAAUUAUUCGCAAUGAGCCAUGCAAUGAACGAGUGGACACUUGGUCUUUCGGCGUAGUUUUGUGGGAACUGAUAACUUGUGAAACGCCCUACAAGGAUGUAGACUCUUCUGCCGUCAUGUGGGGAGUUGGCAACAAUUCUCUGCAUCUUCCUAUGCCUGCGUCUUGUCCCGAGGGUUAUAAGUUGUUAAUAAAACAAUGUUUGAGUCUCAAACCAAGAAACAGACCAAGUUUUAAACACAUUGUUCUCCACUUGGAUAUUGCCUCUGACGAAAUUUUAGCCACACCACCAGAUCAAUAUCUUCGAAUGCAAACUACCUGGAAAGAAGAGCUUAGAGAGCAGAUGUUGAAGGCGAGGACUCGGAAGUCGCAUUCGAAAGCGGAGGAUGCUGUAAUUCGCAAAAGAAAAGAAGAGCUUCGACAUGCGCAAGAUAUUAGAGAACAUUAUCUCAGAAAAUUGGAACGCACAGAGAACCUUUACGUUGAACUGAGCGAAUUUCUCGGAACGUUAAAACACAGAGAAAAGGAUUUGCUCAAGAGGGAGCAACAAGUAGGACUGAACCCAGCAUCCAAGUACAAACGACGCUUCAAACCGUUAUUCGAAAGCAAUUCGACAAACAACCAUUCCAACCCAGUGACUGUAGACUAUCCUCCUCGAACUCCACUGAGGAAAAGGACUGCUCUUCUUGUUGUAAAUUCCCACUCAACGGAUAAAACUGACGAUUCUACGACUCCCACAUCCCCAGAGCAUGUUUUGAGUGGGAUUUCUUAUAACGAGCAAGAUGAAACUAAUCCAGAAGCUUCAGAAACUCGAGAACUCUACACUGAAUUAAAUUUAUCCUCGCAGAAGCCUGAAUCGGUGUUUAGAGAGCAAAUUGAUGCAGAAAAUGACCUGCCAGCCACUGUCUCUGCUUUGGCAUCUUCUACUCCAACCACAACUGGAGGAAAAGGAAAAUGCCUGCCGUUACUGCUGAAUGCAAUAUCUGUUGACUCUGUGAAGACGAACAGAUAUCGCAAAUAUCGCCAUCGAAGAUCCAAGAGUCAUGAAAAUUAUUCUAAAAUCAUGUCUCCCAGGAAUAGUCCGCAUCUCGAAAGGGUUGUUGGGACUCCGGUCACCCACUCGUACUCACCGUGCGCGUCAUACUCUUCCUACCGUACAAAUUAUAAUCAUCUAGCUCAUAGCGAGACUCAGACAGACGAAUCCAGUUUUUGCGACAGUGCUGCAAAUACCCCUUCCUCAGUUCUCCCCAGUAUUCAAAACACGUACAACAAGGACCUCAAUUUUCGCCAACUGCACCUAAACCUGCCAACAUCCCCCAUGCGAGGAGAAGAUUCAAAAGUUACUGAUAUGUCUCUAAGCUCGGAAGCCAGUAGUUCUAAAACUCCUGGAUUCGAUACAUACCUCAAACAAAAGUCGUUUACGACCCCCACCGUGGAAGAGGAGGACCAAAUUCCGGAGGAGGACACUAGCCACGAAUUUCUCGAAGAAAACUCUCCUGGGGGUCUUCUUAACAUGAAGCGCUCCAUCUCUUCAACAUUGGACGAAGAGGACGAAGAGGACAAUCAUCUAGACCAUGCGAUCGGAGGGAUGAGAAAGUCGAAUAAUAAUAAUGAAUACCACAAUGGCGAAUCGAGUGACGACAUGUUGGACACCUUAGAUCGUGCUGUAACACAAUUGUAUCGAAACACCAAUGGGAACGGGAGACGAAGGAGUCCUCUGACCUCGUCAUCGUCCACUCCAUUCCCGUGUAGAAGAUGCAAGUGCACAUGCAGCAGUAGUGUAGCCUCAUCCGGCCCACACUCUUUUCCCAAUGGGAAUACAAACAAUCUUGGGGGAAGGAAAGGCCGUCACGUGACUGAGGACGAGGAAGAUGACGACGAAGACGACUACGAAUAUGAAGACUAUGUUGACGAUGAUUAAUAAUGACCAGUUUCUCAAAAUUUAGUUUCCCUUAUUUUAAAUUACAAAAUUCGAUUAUAUUUGUUAUAUUGUGAUAAAUUAAGUGAAUUAAAAACACGAUGAGUUUAUGUAAAUUGUUUAAUCGCUUCAAAUGAUUACAUAAUAAAGCUCCCUAUUAGCUUAAAUAUAAAUACUGUUAGACAUGAGUAAAGAGAGAAUAUAAUAAUAAUAUAAUUAAUAUAAUAAAUCGACUAUAAUAAAUCGACAAUGUCAAAAUAACAA